GAAAGAUUCAAAAUGGCUGGAUACAAUGUGGUGAUGGACUAGCAGAUGCAUUAAUAAUUAGAGUCCAAAAUAUACCAGGCAAAAAGAUGAUUCAAAUUAACUGACAUACCAAGCAAUUAAUUAGUGAAAUCAGUCUUUGUUGACUCUUUCAAAGCCUUUCAGUUUGUCGACCUUAGUAUACUGUUAGGAAAAAGAGCGAUAUUAAGACAUGAGGUAUAAGCACUCCUGGUUCAAAGGCUAUUUGACUGAUAGUGUGUGUGUGUGUCUGUCCUAAAUUUGUAAUGAUGGUUUUGGUCCCUCAUCAGUCAUUGAGGGUGGUUGCCUAACUACAGAUAUAGCACAAAUAGAACGACUAACAAAACUCAAAGACGAUGACCAUUAUUAUUAUUUCUAUUAUUAUUAUUAUUAGUAGUAGUAGUAGUAUUGUAUCACGGUAUUUAAUAAUAGAGCCUCAACUUAUACUAGUCUUGCCUGAAAAUCUCUCGUUUUCUAUCAUUCUCCCAUCCUGCAGGCCUGAGCCCAGACCGAGACCCAGAGAAAUGUAAACAAACGCAGAGUCAGACUAUAUAUACGGGUGAAUUUGUUGCUUUUUAGAGCGGCAGUGGAUCUGUACAUGAGUGAGGUGGCGAGGGGCGUGGCCAGGGGGCGGCUAGCAGCGUGUGCCACCAGGGAAAUGUGUAUGAACAUAAUAAAAGGCGCCCGUCAAGAAAGGCACAGAUGCAGGGUGGUGAGGCAGUGUUCAUCCCAGGGGCACACCACACAGGGUCAGCAACACAGAUGGUGGUGGAGAGGCACCUGUGGGACGCCCAGGGGAACACCAAACACGACCUUGACAGACAGAAGAGCACACCCUUGACCUCCAUGUCCACCCAGCAGGAGGAAGAUCUGGACACCUGUUACUCCUCUGGUCCCUCCCUUUGCCUCGCUGGGCUGGCCAGGUCAGGGGAGGGGAGAGACCAUGCUCGCUUCUACGCAACGACCUUGAAGACGGGUCACGGCAUCCUCUUGUGGGUGGCUCAGGUGGUCAUGCCGGGACUCGACUUGACGGGGAGGCUUUCCUUUGAGACUGUGCUGCUGCAUGGCCUCCAGGGUGAUGGUGGCGGCCACAAGACGUCCAAGUCCUGGGGCAGUGUGAUAAACCCCCUGGAUGUCAUCAGUGGGGCGUCCCUGGAGGUGUGUGACUUGCCGGUGCUGUGUAUUCUGUACUGGUGUUCAUUGGGUGUGGUGAGCAGUACCUUGACAGCAGGUACUGUGCGAGAGGGUGGAGGGGACCCUGAAUGCGGAAGAGGUACUCGCUUGUCUCGUAUGAACUCCCCAACAGGCAUCCCAGAGUGUGGAGCUGAUGCCCUUCGCUCCACCCUGUGCUCCACCAACUUCAAGACCAUGGGUGCCUUGCCUCCUCGCACCACCACCACAAGCACCACCACUCCUGCCAUCACCUACAAGGGGGAGACUGUGAUGUGGCUGCAGGUGGAUAGGUUCGGAGGCCUCCAGAGAGCUGCCCAGAGUGAAGCUUGUGGUAUAGAGGGACAGCUGCUGAUUAUCAAGCUUAUGGAGUGACUGGAAGAAAGUGGGAGGAGCCUGGAAGGAGUGGUGGAGGUACAGUACUUGGAGAAAAUCCCUCCACCAUGACGACUGGGUGUCUGCUGUACAGUCCACCGACCAAUGGAAUUGCUGUCUGAGGUGUGUGUGUGUGUGUAGAAGCCACCAUCAUCAACCACAGCAGGUGAUAAUGAUGUUUCCUGCUUUCAUCCUCAUUGGGGCUAGCCAGACCAACUUGGGGCUGUACUGGGGUGACGCUGUGUGCCUCAGGUGUAUCUGGAGGGCUGAGAUAGUGAGAAGAUUACCUUGUUGUUGAUGUGCAGUCUUGCUAUGUGGGCGAUGAACACCUCUGGGACAUGACGAGCAGAUGCCCAUCCAGCACAGCUCAACUUGUAUGGAAUGUGGACCUGGACCAUCACAUGAAUGCCACUGCCUUUGAUAUGUGUUUGAUAUGGCUUCUAUUGCUUUCAAGUGACCAUCUGCCUCUGUGAAAUAUGGAAGAUCUUACAAGCUCAAGCAUGAGUAUUAAUGGUGAUAUGAGUGUGGUGUGUCUGAAUUAACUGUCAGAGUAUUGUAAAUAUUAUUACUUAGUCUUCCCAGUUAUGAAAUUAAGAACAGUUGUGAAGUUUGCUUUAAAACCCUUCAUUAACUUUGCCACAAAACACUUUUACAUGUUGUCAAAAGUGUGUAACUGUUAUGAAGUGUGUGUAUAUAUCAUUACUACAGAAGAAUCUGGAAUUUCCCCUCAGAUUACUUUAAUGAAUGAAGCUUGAGUUCACAGA
This is a messenger RNA of Scylla paramamosain (green mud crab), 2324 nucleotides long. RefSeq lists its product as uncharacterized. Gene Ontology annotation, molecular function: valine-tRNA ligase activity; ATP binding. The transcript is spliced from 9 exons. The record is from RefSeq and is a predicted model, not a curated record. Lineage: Eukaryota; Metazoa; Arthropoda; Malacostraca; Decapoda; Portunidae. Gene Ontology annotation, biological process: valyl-tRNA aminoacylation. Bases 718 to 1560 code for a protein of 280 amino acids. Gene Ontology annotation, cellular component: cytosol.